AUGCGCAUGGAUCCUGCGGCUGGUGUUUUCUCCCCAUUUCACGAGUUGGAGGGGAAAAACGGCCUGCUGGAGAAUGCGGUUAAGUUGGGGACGAGUGAACACAGCCACGAUGCCCAAGCCACCGCCUCCACUCCCACCGUAGGGCUGCGUGAGACUGGGAGGAAAAAAAACAAAGCGAGAGACGAAGAUGCGUUUCGCCGUGGGACUCCUUGCGGGGGAUGUGGAAUGAAUUACACAACAUCGACAGUGCCAACGGGAGGGAUGUACUUGUGUGUGGAGUGCGCCGCACAACUGGAGUCGAGGCCCAAAGGUUAUCGAUUCCCCCCUAAUACACUGAAAUGCUGCCCGGCUAGUGUAGCAGAAGGAGAGGAUUCCGUCGUGCGUUGUUGCGCGUGCCGCAGUUGGUAUCACUGUGCAUGUCUGGAUAUCCAUGACAGGGCGCUGAAGGAGUACUUGACGUUAUCCACGACAAAAUGGUACUGUCUGGAGCCUUCUUGCUGUGAGAAGGUUCUUCAGGAGAAGCUCAAGAAGAGGCGGUAA
This is a messenger RNA of Trypanosoma cruzi, 540 nucleotides long. RefSeq lists its product as uncharacterized. The record is from RefSeq and is a predicted model, not a curated record. Lineage: Eukaryota; Euglenozoa; Kinetoplastea; Trypanosomatida; Trypanosomatidae. The transcript has a single exon. Bases 1 to 540 code for a protein of 179 amino acids.